Athalia rosae (coleseed sawfly) is the source of this 15132-nucleotide messenger RNA. Its product is annotated as sodium channel protein 60E. Gene Ontology annotation, molecular function: voltage-gated sodium channel activity. Gene Ontology annotation, cellular component: voltage-gated sodium channel complex; plasma membrane. The coding region runs from base 1479 to 7439 and encodes 1986 amino acids. The transcript is spliced from 21 exons. NCBI's taxonomy places the organism in Eukaryota, Metazoa, Arthropoda, Insecta, Hymenoptera, Athaliidae. Gene Ontology annotation, biological process: sodium ion transmembrane transport; neuronal action potential; membrane depolarization during action potential. The record is from RefSeq and is a predicted model, not a curated record.
GGGGUGGCGAGAGAACCGCGAGUUCGCCGAGCAGCGGUUCCGAGGAGAAUGGAUUCGUGCAUCGGCCUAGGGUCGCCGGACUCUACGCUAACCUCAGCAGGGAAGAGUUGGACCGCGUCUCCGAGGAGGGAAUAUACGGGCCAAGCGGCGACCCCAACGACAGGAGGGAGGCCUCGGGGAGUCAGAGGAGCCUGAAUCUCCCGUCCACCGGUACCGGGGGUCACCCGCGUCCUCAAAGGAUAUCGAGGACCCCCCAACCCCCGCGAAGAUCGGCGGGAUACGGGGGCGGCAGACGACCCGAAAAGCCUCGGAGGUCCUCGCCCGGAGGUCUGGGACGGUCCGGAUACGCGGACGACAUCCCCGUGCGGAGUUCGUUGACCUCUUUGACGUCGCGGGAGGGAGAGCGGGGAUCGGCGGAGCUGGGAAAUAUCUCCGGCGAACCGGAAGCGCCGCCGAGGAGACCCACGGAUUUCGGUUCCUCGGCGAGCGUCCACCAGACUCUUCGACGCCGCGACGUCAACGACGACUACGACGAUUCCAACGUCAGAAAAUCGCCGCCUCCCUACGCGGGCCUCAGCCCUCCCGAGUACGAAUACGGGGACACCUUGUCGCCGCUUUUUCCGAGGUGCGGCGGACCAUCGUCCGCCAGGUCUUACGCGAGCUCGUCGUGUUACUCCGAGUCGAAACAACGCGCCCGCGACGACGUCCUGCCGGGUUUCUCUUCCUACGAUCCCAGGGCGGGGAUUCGAUCGGAGUCGACGGAUUCCACGAGGCAAGACGACCACUUCCUGAGCCCCCCGGAAACCGCCGCUCACACCCCGGUGCCACCGGCCUUUCAGGAGAAAACCAGUCCGGCCCACUGUUCGUCGUCGGUGGAAGUUUCGCCGCGAACGAGGAUCACCGCCAAGCCUCAAGACGGUACCAGGCUGAGGCCUCCGUUGUCCGGGAUAGCGGGAACAUCCGCGGAUUCCGGAACGGGGGAUUCGGGGAGCGCCGAAAUUCAGGCGGACGCGAUCGGACCCCCCCAACCGCAGCCCGGCUCCUGUCACCCCGACAAUUUGAGCGUGCGGAACGUCCCCGUCGACAAAAAAUCCCCCGGUGGUGUGAACAAAGGUGGAGGUGCCGUGAAGCAAACUGUAAAGCCUUUCACCAAGGAGAGUCUCGAUCGACUCGAAAACCGAACUGUUCAACUGGUACGCGAGUAUGGAUUUCAACCGCGAAGAAAAACUUCCGUCGAAGACGGCGCCGUGCUUCCACACAAGUUCGAGCCCUUUCCUUCCGACUUGUACGGCCGACCGUUGGAGGAAAUUGACAAUUUCAUUUACGACGAGACGUUCUGCGUGGUGUCCAAAAGGUUUCGCAAGAAUUACAUUCAUAGGUUCACGGCGACGAAUAGUUGGUUCUUUUUUUCGCCCUGGAACCGCGUGAGACGGUGCUGUAUCUUCCUGAGUACGAAUCAGUACUUCGAUUACGUUGUCAUGGCCACAAUUCUCCUAAACUGCGUCUUCCUGGCCAUGACUGAGACCGUGGAGGAAGCCGAGUAUAUCUUCUUGGCGAUUUACACGGGUGAAAUGGUGAUCAAAUCGAUCGCUAAGGGUUUCAUAUUGAACAAAUACACAUACCUGAGAAAUCCGUGGAACUGGCUGGAUUUUUUAGUAAUCACCAGCGGUUACGCAACCAUCGGAAUGGAGGUUGGAAACCUCGCGGGGUUGAGAACGUUCAGGGUGCUCAGGGCGUUAAAGACGGUUUCCAUCAUGCCCGGUCUGAAGACCAUCAUCAACGCGUUGCUGCACAGCUUCAAGCAGCUCGCCGAGGUCAUGACGUUGACCAUAUUUUGUUUAAUGGUCUUCGCCCUCUUCGCCCUUCAAGUUUACAUGGGCGAAUUGAGGAACAAGUGCGUCAGACAGCAGGAUCCAAACGACACUCAAGUGGACUGGUACGAGUGGAACUGGAACUCCUCCAACUGGGCCUUCAACGAAGCGGAGGAGCCCAUCAUCUGCGGCAACGUAACCGGCGCCAGACACUGCAAUGAGAGUUACACGUGCCUGUGCGUCGGACCGAAUCCCAAUCACGGUUACACGAAUUUCGACAACUUUCUGUGGUCGAUGCUGACCACCUUUCAACUGAUAACUCUCGACUACUGGGAGGAUGUCUAUAACAAGGUAUUGUCGGCGUGCGGACCUAUCAGCGUCUCGUUCUUCACGGUGGUCGUGUUCUUCGGAUCGUUUUACCUCAUCAACCUGAUGCUCGCUGUGGUGGCAUUGAGCUACGAAGAAGAGGCCGAGAUCACGAACGAGGAACGGAGGAAGGACCUGACCGACCACCGUGAGGACUCGACGUUUAGUUUCGACCCGACAAAGAUCAACAUCAAGACCCUCACGAAGGACAAACAGAAGAAAAUUGACGCCCGAAAAGGAGUUCUACUGAGCAGUUACACCAGGAAAAAAACGAGGAGAAGAAAACGCGGUAGGAGUUCGGCGGGCCAGGAGAAAAACGGCGGUACACGCAGCAGGUCAGUGACGCCGAGCCCGAGUCCGAGUCCUCGGCACUCGAGUGUUCGGCCGUCUCAUCUCCCGCUGCAGGUAGUCGCCGCGACGCGUCCCGUCGACCCGGGAAUCGUCCACCGUCUGGCCCCGCACAGGGGUAUGUUGCAUUCCCGGCAGGCGAGUAACAACAGCAACCAGCAAUCGUCACUGGACGAUUCCGGAGUGGUGGACGACCACGAGGGCGACCACGACGGCGACGACGUCACCUCGGCCGAGGAACACGAGCGCAGGGAGCACCGGGUCGAUCGGCAGGAACGGCUAGCCGUCGAGCAAAGGUGUCGCCCGGACAACGAGAAGCAUCGUCAACAGCAGCAGCCCCCCCAACAACCGUCCGUCACACAGCCGGUCACCGUCGCCGUCCGUACGACCAACAGAGAGAUAAGGGUCCUCAAAUGCAACGGAAUAAAGACGAAAAAGCACAAUAUGUACACCCUGCCUCCCGACUACUUGUCUCACAUCGUUGUUUUAGAUGAUCUUCCAGACAGAAAUUGCGACCGAUGCAUUCAGUGUUGCGUCGACUACGACGGGUGGCUGAGGUUUCAGAACUGCCUUUAUAAGGUGGUGAGAGAUCCACUGUUCGAGCUGACGAUAACGUUAUGCAUCGUUUUGAACACGGGAUUUCUAGCUAUGGAACACCACGGGAUGAGUGAAAAUAUAAGGCAAGCUUUGAACAUCGGUAACAAAGUGUUCACGAGUAUAUUCACGUUCGAAUGUUUCCUGAAACUUCUGGCUCUCAGUAAAGACUUCUUCAACAAUGGAUGGAACAUAUUCGACCUGAUAAUCGUCUCCGCGUCCCUGAUCGAUCUGACAUUCGAACUGGUCGACGGUUUGUCGGUAAUCAGAGGGCUCAGAUUAUUGAGGGUACUUAAACUCGCGCAAUCUUGGACAACGAUGAAAGUGCUGCUCAGUAUUAUUAUCUCGACUAUCGGCGCCCUGGCUAACCUGACCUUCGUACUCGUCAUAGUUAUAUACAUAUUCGCCGUGAUCGGUAUGCAGCUGUUCAGCAAGGAUUACACAUUGGACAAGUUUUAUCCGGAUCCGGUGCCCAGAUGGAAUUUCAACGACUUCUUUCACUCGUUCAUGAUGAUCUUCCGAAUACUGUGCGGCGAGUGGAUAGAACCGUUAUGGGAUUGCAUGAGAGCGGAAAAGGACGAGGGUCCCGAAACAUGCUUCGCGAUAUUCCUGCCAGCCUUGGUCAUGGGCAAUUUCAUGGUCCUCAACCUCUUCUUGGCCUUGUUGCUCAACAGUUUCAAUUCCGAGGAGCUGAAACAGAAGAAGGAGGAAGUCGGCGAGGACUCGAAGCUGGCCAGAUCCUUCGACAGGAUACGGUCGAUCGUCAGAAAGAAGAAAUACCGUCGAGAAAAUUCCGAGAACGAGAAAAACACGAGGCUGGAACAAAUCGUUCGAGAAGUUAUGGACAAGUCGGACAAGGAGAAAUACGCCAUUCAGGAGACGGUGUUAAGCUUACCCAAGGAAAACAUCUACAAUCGAUCUUACCAGGAGAGUUUGAACCAACCAGUUUUUAGUUAUGAUCCGAUGUACCGCCAAGCCACCGUAACGACUUACAGUCAAAGCAGUCAGGAAACUGUGAGGGAAAACAAGAAGCCCGAAGACAAGGGGGAUAGCAACGAAACCAACCAAGAGGAAAGCAUAGAAUUAGAAGUUCUUAACAAGGACUCCGGCAAACCCGACGAAGAAGUUGCCAUGCUCCCCGAGAAGGACGCGGCCGUGCGGAUGGACGAAACUUCCGAGAAGAGGCCGUGGCACGCGUUGGUCAGCUACGUGGACGAAUUGACCGUAGGGGGAAGAAGGGACAGCAAGGGGAGGUAUAUCGACGGGAUGGGCUCGUUCCCCGGCUUUGGUAGAAACAAACAAGCGAAAACACCGCAGGACUGUUUUCCUCAGCAUUGUUAUCAGAAAUGUUCCUGUAUCGACCGUUGCAUCGCGACCGAUCUCGGCGGCAAGUGGGUCCGGGUUAGAACGGCCGUUUUGUCGGUGGUAGACACCCCCGCUUUCGAAUGGAUGGUCUUAGUCCUGAUAUUCGCAUCUUCCAUCACCCUUUGCUUCGAGGACAUAUACCUGGACGAUAAUCCCUUUUUAAAAAAGAUAUUGUACUGGACGAAUUUGGGAUUCUGUGCUCUGUUCAGUAUCGAAAUGAUUUUAAAAUGGCUGGCUCUCGGAUUUUGUAAAUACUUUACAAGUUUCUGGACAAUCUUGGAUUUUAUCAUCGUUUUCGUAUCCAUCUUUAGUCUUUUGAUAGAGGAGAAUGAAAAUCUGAAGGUGCUGCGCUCGUUGAGGACUCUCAGGGCACUCAGGCCAUUGAGAGCAAUCUCAAGAUGGCAAGGCAUGAGGAUCGUAGUGAACGCGUUGAUGUACGCAAUACCUAGUAUUUUCAACGUGCUCCUCGUCUGUCUCGUGUUCUGGCUAAUUUUCUCAAUAAUGGGGGUGCAAUUUUUCGGCGGUAAAUUCUUCAAAUGCAUCGACGACAACGGAGAACUAUUGCAAAAUCUAUCGUUAGUGAAUACGAAACAAGACUGCUUGAAUCUCAAUUACUCAUGGGAAAAUAGUAAGAUAACGUUCGACCACGUGGGAAUCGCCUACCUGGCAUUGUUUCAAGUCGCCACAUUCGAAGGUUGGAUGGAAGUGAUGGAAGACGCAGUCGACGCCAGAGGCGUCGACCUCCAGCCCAUGAGGGAGGCAAAUUUGUCCGCGUACCUUUAUUUCGUCGUUUUUAUCGUCUGCGGCUCGUUCUUCACGCUCAAUCUCUUCAUCGGAGUUAUUAUAGACAACUUCAACAUGCUCAAAAAGAAGUACGAAGGUGGAGUGCUAGAAAUGUUUCUGACCGAAAGUCAGAAGCACUACUACACUGCCAUGAAAAAACUCGGUCGCAAAAAGCCACAAAAAGUUAUUAAGCGACCGAUGAAUCAAUUUCUCGCGAUGUUCUACGACCUCUCCAACUCUAGAAGAUUCGAAAUAGCGAUUUUCGUAUUGAUAUUUCUGAAUAUGCUGUCCAUGGGAAUCGAACACUACAGCCAACCGCACGCGGUAUUUUUCGUGCUCGAAGUAUCGAACGCAUUUUUCACGACGGUCUUCGGAUUAGAAGCUAUCGUUAAAAUCAUCGGACUGCGAUAUCAUUAUUUCACGGUUCCGUGGAACCUCUUUGACUUUUUAUUAGUGUUGGCGUCGAUUCUCGGUAUCCUAAUGGAAGAUAUCAUGAUGGACUUCCCCGUGUCCCCGACGCUCCUGCGAGUCGUGAGGGUGUUCAGAAUCGGAAGGAUCUUACGACUCAUUAAAGCUGCUAAAGGAAUAAGAAAAUUAUUGUUCGCGUUGGUCGUCAGUCUGCCGGCGCUAUUCAACAUCGGCGCACUUUUAGCCCUGAUAACGUUCAUUUACGCGAUUAUCGGCAUGUCGGUCUUCGGCCACGUCAGAAAACAGGGCGCGUUGGAUGAUAUGGUAAAUUUCGAGACUUUUGGGCGAAGCAUGCAGCUGCUGUUUCGCUUGAUGACGUCAGCUGGAUGGAAUGACAUCCUCGAGUCUCUGAUGGUCCAACCACCCGACUGCGACCCAACGCCGAAUAGCCGACAAUCGAACGGCGACUGCGGAUAUCCUCUUUUGGCGAUCACCUACUUCACCUCGUUCAUAAUAAUCAGUUACAUGAUCGUCAUCAACAUGUACAUCGCCAUAAUACUCGAGAACUUCAAUCAAGCGCACCAAGAGGAGGAGAUCGGUAUAGUUGAGGAUGACUUGGAAAUGUUCUACAUCAGAUGGUCGAAAUACGAUCCGCACGCGACACAGUUCAUCCGUUUUUCGCAGCUGAGCGAUUUUAUCGCGAGUCUAGACCCACCGCUGGGAAUAUCAAAGCCCAAUGUAGUAGCGUUGGUGAGCUUUAAUCUUCCCAUUGCGAAGGGUAACAAGAUCCAUUGUCUGGACAUCCUGCAUGCGCUCGUCAAGCACGUCCUCGGGCACGUGGAGGAAUCGGAAGAUUUCAGAAAGUUGCAGGAGCAGAUGGACGUCAAGUUCAAAAAACAGUUCCCCACGAGAAAGGAACUCGAGAUCGUGUCUUCCACGAGGAUAUGGAAGAGACAGGACAAGGCGGCCAGGCUGAUACAGCACACCUUCCGUGAAUACGUCAGGAUGAAAAAGGAACGCGAACGCAUCGCCCACGAGGUGGAUUCCCAGACGCAGACAUCGAGUCCUGGGGGGGGAGGUAGCGAAGGUAGGGGCGGGGGUGGAUGGGGAGGGAAGCUGUCGGCCCUGCUGCACGUGCACCGAGGCAGCCGGGCCAGCAGUCGCAAGUCCUCUCGGGCCAGCGACGCCAGCGAUAUCAGCGAGCUCGGGACAGCUUCUGCCUGGCUAUUUCCAAACCUACCUCUGCUGCUACUCUCCGGCGCCGCCGGGACCCACGAUGACCUGCAGCCCCCUGCCCUGACUGUGUCCCGCCCCUCGCCUACCACCGAGCAACCUUCUGCCGCCUCCAGUUCCGGUUCCGGAUCGGAAUCGCACGCCGCUGUCAGAUCGUCCGGAGCGACGUUGGGUCGACAGGACGCGGUCGAGUCUUACACGGACGAUGAUGUCCUGAGUCCACCGACGUCGAAACGGGGCUCCCUGCGACCCAGCGGAACCGUACUCUCGUUGAACAUGCUGCAACGCGACAUCAAGGACGCGUUCAACAGAAGAUGCGGUAGCCUGAGAAGAAGACCGGUUCCGGAACCCGUCCAACUUCCCAUUGCGGACGGUAGUGACGUCAGUAUUCUCGUGACCGAACCAAGUCCGGAAAAUACCGCGCCACCCAACAGACCGCCCCUUCUGAGACAGCAAUCGGAGGCAACGGUCGUUCACGUUCUUGUGCACAGAGAAAGUGAGGAGUAUCACGUAUCACCCGACGACAGCUGAUCCCUGCAUAAUAGCGAGGAUGUGACACAGGAACCUGACGGGGAGAACAGGCAAGAAGACUUGAAUCGUAAAUAGUAAUAUCUUUUCAAUUAUCGUAGUUAUAUUACACUUACAUUGUAUACCUAGAUUUAUGACGGAAAAUGGGCUCUCGAAGCCGAUUACCAGGGGUAAAAAUUAAGUCGACGACGCGCUGAGGUGUGAUUCGUGUUUAUACUACGUUGAAAAUAUCCGCGUAGGGAUGCGGAUAGGCGAAGAUAAUAAAAUAAGAUUUAUCAAUUAUUCCGUUUAAUCGAGGCAGUAAUUCACCGGAUCUAUUAGCCCGUAGAUUUUUUUCCAAUUAAAAUAUCCAGGGCUUGUGAGGUCAGCGAUGUCGAGGAGGGAACUAUACUCCCAAAAUUAUCGAUGAAACUAUCUUCUAUACGACGACCAGUGGUUGAGAAUCUGUAGCCGAUUUAUCCAUAUUAAUCCUAAUCAAUUUUUCAACUUAUCAGCUUUUAUUCCCAAAGACCCUUUUUUAUUAUUACGAAUGAAAGUUAGACCUCCUAAGAAAUAAGGGUAAAAGAAGCAACCGAAGAAAUUUGAAAUUCACGGCGAAGAUAUACGCAUAGAUUAUGUACCGCGAUAUAAUAGUAUUGCAUAAUUUGCAAGCUUAGAUUGCUUAGAGUUUGUCGCAAAUAUUGAUGAGUGUUUUUUAUUAUAAAAGAAAAAGAACAAAAAAGCAAACAAAUAGUACAUACUAUAUUUAAAUAUAUAUGAAACUACUGCCUCAAAAUUAUUAUAUCUAGCGUAGAAUAAAUGAAAGCGUAUAUAUGAAUAAUUUUUAUUGAUUUUUGUCCUUAUUAUUUUUCCCGAAGGAAAAACGUUAAGACAAAACGAUCCGCACGCGCAUUUAUAUAAGUAAAUGAUAAAAUCGUGAUAAGAGAAACAAAAAAAAAGAAAAAAAAAAUAAUUACAAAUCUACGAAAAAAUAUCUCAGAGUUUGAAACGGGGUGUCGAAAAUGUCCACGCACCUUAUAUUUCGCACUGUACCUUUGCUUUUCAUAAAAGAAGGAUAUUUUUUGGAGCGAUAAAAAGAGACUGUUGCAGACGUAACGUCGCCCCGUUUCAACUUCGCGAUAUUACGGUCUGAUAUAAGCUUACGACUUUUUUUUAGAAGAACCGAACCGGUGAGACGAGAAAAUAAGAAAAAAUAAAAAAUCAGGAAAAGAAAGAAAGAGAACGUACGUCAUUUAUAACGAAUGUGAACACUUGCGUACAAUCUUACGCGUUUGAGCAGGGCGUACUCGCUUGAAACAUGAGACACAUAAUACACAUUUGUGCAACAGACAUUUCGUGAUUAAAUUAACACAGUUAAGUAGGUGUAGCUAAUUAGAUGAAGGACUGUUACGAUCGUGGUUCUAUCGAUGCCCAGCUGAGUGACCACACAGAUCACCCGAUAAGAAAUAAAAUUUGCAUAGGUCGUUUCGCGGGACAACGAAUUUUUUCAAAAUUAACAAAAGUGAUUGAAAACGAAAAAAAAAAAAAACAAACAAACAAUUAUUCAACGAGUAAAAAAAGGGAUAAGGAAUUCGGCUUAUCGGAGCUCAAUUCAACUUGUUACUCGAAUGUGAUGAGAAUAUUUUUAAUUAUUAUUAGAACAAAAAAAAAAAAAAAAAAAAAAAACGACAAAUGUUACGUGGGAUAUGGUACUGGAACGUUCGUUGAAAUUCGAUGAUAUUUCUCGAAUAAUCAUCGUUGACUUUAUGAAAACAAUUACGUGCGUUAUCCCUCUGAACUGCGUUGCCCAGUUACGAAUGCUUUGUACAUAUUUGAUGUGAUAGGGUUGAAUCAUACGUGAAUCUGUUCGUUAUUUAAUAACAAAGAGAAUUAUGAACGAAGCGAAGUUAAAUUCCGGUGGACGUUUAUCAGGGAGAAAUAUUUUGGAAAGGUUUCAAGUGCGCCGGAGAAAUGCGGAUAUUACUUUUUUCCACGAGUAGGGAAUCAACUGUAGGGGUCGUUUCCAAUGAGGAGAUUUUUCGAAUUAUUUCAAAAGACGUAUUUUUAUGCUUUCGCAAAGUCUCAUUAGCGUUACGCCUCAUUCACGGAGAUUUUUUCGAGGAAAUUCCGUUCGUCGUAGCCUUGUAAGUGUCGAGUAGAUUUUUCAAUUAUUUAGAAGUAUAAGAGAAAAAGACAAACACGGAAUGCGAGUAAAAAAAGAGAGUAGAAACGGAGAGAAGAAAAUAAAUAAAUCUGCGUCGUCCCUUGGCUGGCUCUCAAUCACGAAACAUAUUAAAUAAUAAAAUAUAAGUCAAUUAACGCUAACACAAAUUAAGACGGAGAACGUGGUAUAGACAUAAAAAAAAAAAAACAAAAAGAAAAAUAUGACGAAGAAAAAAAGAAGAUAAGAAAAUUAAAAAAUUGUACAAUGUUUCAAUUCUAUUGCGAUGAUGUAGAGAAAUACUAUUACGAAGGGGCAAUGAAUCGCGAACAAUCUAUAUGUAAUUGUAUUAUACAUUAUACCUAUAAUACUGAAAAAAAAAAAAAAAAAACAGACAAAAUAACAAUUAUUAAUUACUUGAAUAUGGUAAUGUCUCAAAACUGUACAAUCAUGCAGGUGCUUCUAGAGUGCCGUAGAUCAUUUAGACUACAUUAUAUACAUAUAUGUAUAUUUAUAUCAUAUAUAAUAUGUUGCGUUAGUAUACAAUAUACAUAAAUUGUAACGAAAAAGACACUAAUUGCUAAACUAAAGAGUUCUAACGAUAAUUGAGAUUAUCAUAUGUUAUAUAAAUAUACCUAUAUACAUGUGUGUAUAUAUGAGAAUAUAUAUUUUAAAAAAAGGAAAGAAAUUAGAAGGAGUUAUACGCGUACUCGUAUAGGAGUAUAUCAAUUAGUAUCUUGCGGUAUCGAUUUUUCGGUAUCUGCGAUAUAUUAAUAUUCGUAUAAACGCUCUCUCCUUUGAAAUCGUUUGCGAUAUGGUAAGUAAAUUGGAACGAUUAUCUCGAUCAAUAUCUGACAAUAUAAUGUACAUUUAGAUAAUCGAUUUAACCGAAUACAUUAUUCGUAAACUUGUACGAUAAAGUGCAGUGGCCACGUCUCGACAGGGUAGAUUUUUCUCUGUCUUCCGUUCCCGAUGAAAAGGUACGAUCGCGGCGCACUCUUCGUCUUUCAUUUGGGACAAGGGACGAAUUAUAAAUUCCCUCUCCAGCCGUACCUGCUCCGAAAUCACAAGUUGAUCAAUCAAACGUUUCCAAUCAUGAUAAGAAAAAUUUAUUUAAAUAAUGCAUUUCCUAGGAGACGCGCGAAACACGAUAACGAGCUUGAAGAAAGUUGAAAAAAAAAUAAUUCAGAAAACAACAAAAAAUACAAGAAAGAUAGAAAAAAGGAACAAAAAAAAACGCAAAACAAAUAUACCGAAAAAAUUUGAAAAAAAAUUAAUCAAUUAAUUAAACGAAGAAAUUAUCUUGCGAAGCAUGAAAAAAUUGCAAAAGAAUUUGUCAUUGUCAUUCUUUUUAUUACCUUCGUUAUUAUUGUUCUCAUGAUUUUUAUUACAACUGUCAUUGGUUUCCCUUCUAUCAUUAGUAUUACCUACUGUAAUGGAGUAAAUAAAUGAAUCGUAGAAACCAUAAACAUAAUAGCAUAUCAACGAAUGAAAAUCACUAUUCUUUACGUAAAUCUUUCUACGAUAUAUCGGGGAGUACGCGAUCAAAACGGAUAUUAAUACGGAAAAAAAGAAUAAUUAUUCAGAGAAUCCUUCAACACAUAAUUAUACGUAAUAAUAGUAUGUACAACUAUUUACAUUUUCACCUUUAAAUACAAAAAUAAUAAUAUUAUUUAAUGAAAGUGAAAUGAUGAAUAAUGAACAAAUGGAUACGUAUGAAUAAAUUAAAUUUGAAUAUAAAUGAAUAUAGAUACUCGUAAUUGCGUAGCAUUUUUACCGAUUAAAUAACCUUUAUACUUAUGCAUAUUAUUAUACUAUGUGUCGACCAUAAAUUCCAAUUUUCAAAAGAAUAAAACAACAACAACAAAAAAUAGUAACAAAACGAAAUAACUGUUCGGAGCAAUAAUGAGGAGAUAAAAUAAAGAAAUGAAUAAACCGAAAAAACAUCCCUUGAUUCGCUUCUUUCGUAAUGUAUUUUAUACAGCUACAAUUCAUGCGUAGAAAAAUGCACCGGUUAUUAUGUAAAAUCAUUCCUCGAAUAUCCAGAUAUACGUAAAAUCUUCCUCUAUACAUAUACCUAUAAUAUCAGCAAAUUAAUCGCAAGAAAAAAAAUUAUAAAUAUUAAUAAAAAUAUUAGGGCAAAAACUAAACCGUAAAAAAUGAUACAAUUAGUAGUUCGGAUCUAAAUUGUUCUGACGGUGUACUCCUCAGUCUAUACACGAUCUAUAAUCUAUAUCUAUAUUACAUACACUAAUGACAUAUAUUAUUUGUAUGAUGUCUAUAUUUUUCGUUCAUUUAUAUAUACCUACGUACGACAUUUGCAUAUUUCAAUCGAUAUACACAUCAAUUGUAAAUUUCUGAUAAUUAUAUGAAAAACAUAUACAUUAUAGAGUUACGGGCUGACGACGCCGAAAUGUAAUUGGUUUACGUGGCAGACAUUGCAGUAUACCUACGUACCUAUACUUAUGUACUAUACGUAUAUUUCUCGGGCAUAUAACAUACAUAUACGAUUUCUACGAUUAUCCUUUAAAGCAGAAUAAAAAAAAAAAAAAAAGAUACAAGAAGCAAAAAAAACUACAAAACUGAAAACCGAACGAACGAAAUUAAAAAAAAAAUCGUCAAUUUAUUCGAUCAUUUCGAUUAUACAGUGAAUCAAUUCGAAAACUAUAGAAAGUAUUUCUGAAAAACUUAAAAAUUAACAUCUCUGCGUCUUAUGAAAAUUGAUGUAAUCAAAAUCUUUCCUUCGCUCGUUCCGGAUGAGAUGAUCAAAAAUUUUACAUCUCAUACCGCGAUAAUCGAUAGCUGCAACUAUAAAUGCUUUUGUCAUAUAUAUACCUAUCUAAUUCCGAACUUGAUGUCAUUUUGAACCUUAAUAAUUUCGCGAAUCCAACCCCUGAGAAAACCUCGCGUGUAUCGGACGCCCUGCUGACAAAGACAAGAAAAAAAAAAAAACAGAAAAACAUCCAAAAAAUUUAAAUUAAUGAAUAAAAGACAAAGAAAAAUAGAUGUAUAUACACGUAAUAUAUUAUUGCCUACCCCAUAGCCGAAUCAUACUGUAUUAUAUCUAUAGUAUUACGCAUUCUUGAUUCCAUGUAAGCUCGGCGUACGUAAAAAACAUAUAAAAUUCGCGAUCGUAAGACUAUGCAUAAACGAUUUACCUAAAUAAGUUAAAUUUUCUUUCGAGUCUGCAAUAUUAUUAGCAUUGUCAUUAUUCUAUGCAUCAGGUUAUUAUUCAAGAGCGCAAUUCGUAUUCAAUAAACGAUACAAUAAACGAUAAAACGAAACAAAAGGAAAAAUAAAUAGAUAAAGAAGAUUUUGGACUAGUAUAAAAUAAUAAUAUAAUAUAGAUAUUAUACGAUUUUCAUUUAGGAGAGAAAAAAAAUUUCUACAACGGUGAUGUACACCUAUGGGUGAUCGUUCGAACGGAUAGCAAGAGAAACAAAAAAGAAGUUAAUAAAAAUUUGUGUUUUAGCUUAAUUCAUAUACUUAUUAUAGUUAUAUACGUAUGUUAAGAGGUAUAAUGGCAUUGACAAUAUUUACCACAAAAGAUAUGAAAUAGAAAAGAGAAAAUUAAAAAAAUUAAAAAAUAAUAAGAAGAAAUUAAAUAAAGAUUGAAAAAGAGAGAAGAGAAAAAAGUAAAAAGUAAAAAAAAUGAGAUAAAAAAUUCUAAAUAAAGUUGUACGAAAUCUACAAUCAAAGGCCUAUAUUACAUGUAACGUUAGCGGAUGUGGCGUUAAUUAAUGUCUUCAUAUUAAUAAUUAAAAUUCAUUCGAUUAAGAAUACCAGACAAAACAAAGUUUCUACCGUAUCAUUUGAUAUAAUACAUACUAUCACUAUUAUUAAUAUUCUAUAGUUAUUGGUGACAAAGCAUGUGCUAUACAUGUACAUGCAUUCCUGUUCCCAAAAACGAAAUUUUCGAACGAAUGAGUGAAAGUCCUGCAAAGUACAUUUUCGUUGCCGAUGCAGCUGUAGUAUUCUCAGUUAAAUGAUUUCUGUAGAAUUAAGUAGGAAUUUAGUGGCCAUAAGGCUGUGUCCGAUAAAGAAAUCAACAAAUUAUAAGCCCGUGCUGACGAACGGGACCGAAGCAAGGACUCAAGUUUCGUGAUAAUAUUUAAAAAAGAAAAACCUAAUACAAACAUAAUAAAUAUCAUAUGGCAAUGCUAUCACGAUGAGAUUAGUUGAGAUAUUUCGAAGAUCGUUAAUUCUCUUUUUGUUUCUAGCAAAGACAAAAUGGUAAUCGAUAUGCACGAGCUUCGAUCUCCAUUCGUUCGGCACUUACUAAUUGUUGAUAUCAAAGUGGAAUUUGAAUAGAUUACUAUCCAUUUCUUUCUCGAUAAUGUAGGUAUAACGUGACGAAGGCAGGGGCUUGAAUGAAAAUCCUAUCAAAUAGUACCUAUACAAUCGAUUUCUAAUUUGAAAUAAUAUUUGAGAAUCACAUACUUAUACAUAGUGGACCGUGACUGUCGUAAAGAUAUAAUACACACACACACACACACUACGUAAGGACUAAUAACUAAUGAAUAACUAUAUAUAUAGAUUAAAACCGUAUAGAGAUAUGAUAUUGUAAAUUAUGAUUAUAUUGAAUUUAUAAAAUAUUAUAUUAUUACAAACAGGUUUUGUUAUAGGCAUACGACAUGGUAUGUGUUUGAGCAAUUUGGAGCGAGCAUUAAACUUACGCACACGUAAAAUUCAUAUUAUAAAUACCUACAUUGAAAUGAAGAAGUUUGAACAGAUCAUUACCAAUAUUAUUAUUGUUAAUGAUAUUAUUGAUAUAAGUAUUGUUGUUAUUAUUAUUUGACGAGUACGUAAUGAUUUUCAUUGUCUCGUACUGAUUUAUCUACAUUAAUGCUGUACAUACAAGAAUAUAAUAUCGUGCGUACGUUUUGCUCAAGCAUGUGUAGAUAUUGAAUUAAUUCUUGUUGGCUUGUGAUAAAAAAAUAAUUUACUCGAGGAUUUACGGAUGGAAAUUAGUGCGCGUUGAACAUUUUUAAUAUAUUACACAAAUAUAUAUAAAUAUAUAUAUAUAUAUAUAUAUAUACAUGUAUAGGUAUAUUAGUUUUAUCAAAUAUGUUGAAUACGUAUAUGUAAUAUUAAAUAGGUAUAUUCAGCAUUCCAAAAUUAGAUCAUACGGAUAAUUAUAGAUAUUGUUAUAUUAAUUAUUACUUAUACGAUUAAAUGUCACUUAAUCUGUCCGUAAAUCGUCAGGAGUUUCGAUCCCUUUUGGGCGUCUCUAAAAUAUGAGAUGAAAAAUGAAUAUUAAUGAUAAUACAGAAUAUCUGUCUUUGAGGGUGUUAGGAUCCCAACUCUGAAACCUAUCGGAUUCUAAUUUCUGUUAUACAUUCAAGAUUGGCGACCGAAACGCAACGGCAAAACUACAUCUCGGGGACUUUGGUAGAUCGAUCUUACAGGAUGAUAAAAAAAAAUAAGAAAGUAGAAUUCGGAUCCUAUAAUCGUCGAGGAUAGAUAAUGAAAAAAAUAAAUCAGCAAUAUUAUACGCGGAGUAGUAAUUUAGUCAGAUAUUUUAUUAUAUAUUACUAUUAAACUCAGUAAAUGAUA